Molecule: messenger RNA, 6420 nt
Organism: Alosa alosa (allis shad)
Lineage: Eukaryota; Metazoa; Chordata; Actinopteri; Clupeiformes; Clupeidae
Gene: slc27a4
Product: solute carrier family 27 member 4
Biological process (GO): long-chain fatty acid import into cell; medium-chain fatty acid transport; very long-chain fatty acid catabolic process
Cellular component (GO): endoplasmic reticulum membrane; plasma membrane; microvillus
Molecular function (GO): long-chain fatty acid-CoA ligase activity; long-chain fatty acid transmembrane transporter activity
Source: RefSeq, a predicted model, not a curated record
AUGAUGCGUCUGGCGUGUUGCACCGUUCUCCUCUUCCUUUUCCGGCUGAUGCUGGGGUUGCCGUGGUAUCAAGUGUUGCCUGCCAUCCUCAUCUUUUACCUGGGUUCCGGGGGGUACAAGUUCCUGCACGUCUUCAUGAAGACGGUUGGGAGAGAUCUCCAUGCGGCCGGCGUCCUGCUGAAGGUGAAGCUGAAUGUGAAGCGGCACCUGCGGCAGCGGAACACCAUCCCCAAGAUCUUCGCCGAGUCGGUGAAGCGGCACGGCGACAAGACGGCGCUGAUCUUCGAGGGCACGGGCGAGUCCUGGAGCUUCCGUCAGCUGGACACGUACUCCAACCGCGUGGCCAACCUGUUGCUGCAGCGCGGCUUCAAGGAGGGCGACGUGGUGGCCAUAUUCAUGGAGAACCGCUCGCAGUACGUGGGCCUGUGGCUGGGCAUGGCCAAGAUUGGCGUGGAGGCUGCGCUCAUCAACUUCAACCUGCGCCUCGAGGCCCUUGUGCACUGCAUCAACAUCUCCAACGCCAAGGCCGUGGUGUUCGGCAGCGAGCUCACUGAAGCCAUGUGUGAGGUGCACAGCUCCAUGGGGAAGACCGUGAGUCUGCUGUGCUCUGGGGACUUCGAUUCCAAAAAGGUCCCGGAAGGGACAGAGCGCCUGGAACCGCUCCUGGACGCCGCCCCCUCUCACCUGCCCAGCCAACCAGAUCGCGGCUUCACAGAUCGCCUCUUCUACAUCUACACCUCUGGGACCACGGGGCUCCCCAAAGCUGCCAUCGUAGUUCACAGCAGAUACUACCGCAUGGCUGCGCUGGUAUACUACGGGUUCAAGAUGACUCCAGAUGAUGUCCUGUACGACUGUUUACCUCUCUACCACUCUGCAGGUAACAUUGUUGGAGUCGGCCAGUGUUUGAUUCAUGGCAUGACCGUUGUCAUCAGAAAGAAGUUCUCGGCCUCCAAGUUCUGGGACGACUGCAUCAAAUACAACUGCACUAUUGUUCAGUACAUCGGCGAGAUCUGCCGGUACCUCCUCAACCAGCCGGUGCGUGAGGCGGAAAAGCAACACUGCGUACGCAUGGCGCUGGGCAACGGCUUGCGGCAAUCCAUCUGGGAGGAGUUCACUGGCCGCUUCAACGUUCCGCAGAUCGCCGAAUUCUACGGCGCAACCGAGUGCAACUGCAGCCUCGGGAACUUUGAUAACAAGACAGGUGCCUGUGGUUUUAACAGCCGGAUCCUGCCCUACGUCUACCCGAUCCGCCUGGUGAAGGUGGACGAGGAGACCAUGGAGCUCAUCAGAGGGCCCGACGGAGUGUGUAUCCCCUGUGGGCCUGGUGAGCCUGGUCAGUUGGUGGGACGGAUCAUCCAGAAUGACCCCCUGCGGCGCUUUGAUGGCUAUGUCAGCCAGCAAGCCACCAGCAAGAAGAUCGCCCACAGCGUCUUCAAGAAAGGAGACAGUGCCUACCUAUCAGGUGACGUUCUCAUCAUGGAUGAGUAUGGCUACAUGUACUUUAAGGACCGGACGGGGGACACGUUCCGCUGGAAGGGUGAGAACGUGUCCACCACUGAGGUGGAGGGAACCCUGAGCCGGCUGCUGGACAUGAAGGACGUGGUGGUGUACGGCGUGGAAGUACCAGGGGCGGAGGGCAAGGCGGGUAUGGCAGCCAUUGCAGACCCGGAACACAACACCAACCUGGAGAAGUUUGUGCGGGACAUGGAGAAGGCGCUGCCCCCAUAUGCCCGACCCGUCUUCCUACGCUUUCUGCCAGAGGUCAACAAGACAGGAACCUUCAAGUUUCAGAAGAUGGAAAUGCGUCGUGAGGGCUUCAACCCUUGCGAGGUGUCGGACAAACUGUACUUCCUGGACUCUAGUAGGGGAGCCUAUGUGGAGAUAACCGAGGACCUCCACCACUGCAUCGUCUCCGGGAAGCAGAAACUCUAAGACCCAGCCCCCAGCACCUCAUUAGCCACACCCAGGAAUGCCAUUCCACCAAUCAGCGCAUCCCGGCCACGCCCACAGCAUCACUCUGCCCAAUCAGGAUGCCCACUGGGACAGCAUGGCGUUGGGCUGACUGGCAUCAUGGCGAUAAAAAGGAGAAAAAAAACAACAAUAAAAAAAGAAAAACUAAAUAAAAGCUAAAUAUGACUAAAUCAACAAACAAUGGCUGAAUACACAAAGGACUUCUUGGAAACCGAAUAGGACUGAAAAGGACUGAAGCACACGUGCGUGUCUCACGCAUGUGUGUGUGUGUGUGUCAUGUGUGUGUGUGUGUGGUGUUGGACGCCAACCCACCAGCCCCUUCAGCUCAACCUGCACAACAUCUCCCAUUAGACUCCAGUUUGGCUCUGUCCCCUACUGCCACCAUCUCACAACCAGUGAGACAGAUUGACCUCUCUCAUUAAGCUAGGCUAGGCUAGGCUAGGCUCGCUAACGGGUCCCCUAAUGCAUGUCGCUAACGGAGGAGUAUGUGCUACAAAUUCCAAAAACCACAGAGGGUUUGUGUGCAAUAAGAGCCAUCGCAUAGCGAACUGCAGAGGGUUAGCAUGCAAUAAGAGCUGCCGCGUGGCUAACUGCCCCGUAGAUCUGUUGGCAGCCGACUCUGAAACAAACGUGGGCCGGAUCUGAGCCACAUGAGUUACAGUGUUAGCUGCUACUUAAGCAAUUAGCCACGGGGUGACACACAAUCAACACUAUUUAUUUAAAGGACCUGCAUCGCACCAAAAAUAUUUAAGUUGUAGUGUAGUCUUGAUUAAUAUUUAAAGACAUGAUUGUUGUCUUUUGAUUUCUUGUACUAUGGUCGUUUUUUUUUUAUUAUUAUUUAAAUGUAUUUUUUUUUUAUCAUUGCACUUGGGUUGUGUGCUCUGUACGACUGUGCUAAUUAGGCUACUCCUCCACUCCAGUAGAGGGCAGUGUUACUAGUCCUAAUGGGUCUUGUGAAAUAGGGAUAAGGGAACCUCCACUGUAAAGCUUUGUACUCAAAUCCAAAAAAGAAGUAGCACUUCCUGGCAGCUUCACGCCUUUGGCAUUGUGUAGGUUGAGCUCGAAGGGCUGGUUUCGUCCUGCCGGACACGUUUCCUUUGCAAUUGGACAGAAGAAGAAAAACUAUAUAGGAGGAUACUGGUGUAGUAGACACACCUGAACCUCCACCUCCAGCUCCGUGCUGUCAUGGAGAUGACGAUGAUAAGGAGGAGGAGGAUGGUGACGAGGAUGAAGAUGUUUUUGAAGUGAGUGCAAUAUUCUGGUGCUAAAGAGCGAAGACCUCCAUGGAGGAGACGCAUCACAUGUUCUGAAGAAGAUAGAGAGAAGAGGGAUGGAGGAGAAAACAAGGGAUGGAGAGAAACGGGGCAAGGAGGAAAAACCGAUGUGAAGGGGGGGACAAAGGGAAAAAAGUGCAUCCAUCAUAAGUGUUUUGUUUGUGUGUGUGUGUGUGUUCCUUGGUUGUUUGUUUAUUUGUUCACUCAGUUCAGUCUCGUCUUGCUUCUGUCUGUACUUUAAAUCAGCCGGCAUGAAUGAUCAACACAAGCAGAGUUCUGUGCCUUACUGUGAGUGUUGCAAAAAAACUCACAGGGUACCUGCACCAUCACGCCCUCUCAUCCUUCUCCUCAUUCUCUCUUCAUCCCUCGCUCUCUUUCCAGAAACCUCCGACCUGUGUGUGUUUUUCACUCUUCGCACAUCCGUCAUCCCUCUUGUUCUUCAUUCUGGGAUUCAUCAUCCCAUCUCUCUCUCUCUUUCUCUCACUCUCACUCACUCUCCCUCUCUCUCUCUCUCUCUCUCUCUCUCGCUCAUUCCAACCCAGUCCAGUGUUCAGGCACCUCUGUUUUGCAUCCUGAGUGAUUCCAUCAUGCCGACGCCUCUUCCUAUUCCUUUGCUCCAUACCGCCUGAUCUUUGAUCUCUCCAAAGUGACACCUUUUUAUCUUUUUGUCAUGUCAAGCGUAUAUAUUUUAUUAAAUAUGUCCAAAAGCGACCAUAAGCAUCCUCCAAAGCACUCCGAAGGUUUUUUUUUUUUUUCUUGAGCCAAAUAUCAAUCAAGUCUUCGGACUCCGGGGAAGGGAAAUCUCUAGCGCCCCCCGGUGGCUUCUCUCACUCUCUCAAGCUUCCUUUGUUUUGAGCUCUUUUCUUUCUUUUCUCUUCUUUUUUGUGUUUUGUUUUUAAAUCAUGAAUGUAUGUGUGUGUGUGUGUGUGUUUUUUUUGUGUAGGUGUUUCACACAAAGUGUGUCCGACACAAGCACUCACCGUCAUCUCGAACCUCACAAUAAGUAAUAUCUCCAUGUUUCGUCUCCUUAUCCUGCAUAGCACAAAGAGAAGUGCGACAGCAAAACAAUUAAUAACAAUAACAAUAAAAGUAUUUAUAAAAUUAAAUAAAAUGUAUUGGAACACGCAGGCAAACACCAGUUUUAAAAGGCUUCUCUAUUAAUGAAAUGAUUGAUGUAGGGUUAGGUGAUUAGACGGGGUCGGGGGUCACCAGAAAGAGCUCCACUUGGAAGACUUGCAGAGUCUGCUUAAAAGAGGGGAGUGUGUAGUCCUGUGACACAUUUGUGCUAUCUCUUGUACCCACACUGAUUCCUGUUUUUUUUUUCAUGUUUUUAUUCUGAUUUUUUUUUUUUUUUUUUUUUUUGUAAUUUUAAAUUAUAAUGUGUGUGUGAAAAUUCUGUAUGGAUCCAUUUAAUCGGUAUGUAAUUUUGCGUUUUGAUUGUGCUUUUGUUGCACUCGUCACAGCUGCAGGUGUGGAUGAAGCUCUGCUUUAACGGGGGGUGGACGACCAUCCACAUGACUCCCCAUAUCCAUUAGCAAAUCCUGCUGCUUUUACUUGUGUUGAAUGGGUCCUGUUGAUCCAUUUCAUAUGUGUGUGUGUGUCUGUGUGUGUGUGUGUGUGUGUUAAUCAGUCCCAUGAUAGCAAUGGACUCCUCUUGCCGAGGCUCUGAUUGGUUAUGUCUUGAACACACAUACUCACUCAUACACACAAACACACACUCACUCAUUGUAGUAGCCAUGCACAUGCGCACACUAACACACACACACGUACAUACACUGACCUCUGGAAAGAGUGUGGAUGAAGGCCACAGUGGCAGCAGUGACAGGCAGGAUCCUCUCUGUACAGUAGCUCCAGAGCUCCAGAACCCUCCAGAGAGCUCUAGAGUGUUCUCUCACCUGUGACUCCCAAAUCUGCCUGUAACAGGAACACAGUUCAGCCACAUCAGCAGAGGUGCUGCUCUUUGGCGCAUUAUGUUAAAACUAACGGCCAUCUAUGGCAGAAGGGCUAAGCUCUCCCUCACCAUUGUUGUAAUGUCAGUCAGAUGUCCGUUUAUCACACACCUGAUUUAAAUGGUGUGUCCAAUUGUCCAACAUCCUAGCCUGUGAGCUUCCUACUGUGCUGCUGACAUGAAACCAGGGUGUGUGUAUGUGUGUGUGUACACACAGACCUCCUCAGUAGUGUUUUCAUGCUUUGUCUGUGUGUCGCUGCAGCCUAUUUUUAGGGAUCUGCGCACAGAAGUAGGAGAGAGCACCUUGCAGUUCACCAUUCCAGCCUCAUGGUGGUGCUGUGCAUCAUCGCUGCAUACUGCAGCUGCAUUUCAACUUUCCAUAUUUACCUGACACCCCCUUUCUCCCCAUGUUUUACUUUGUGGUUUUGACCAGGCGGGUUGUUCAAAGUAUCAGUGCAUUUCAUUUUCUUCAGUAUCAUGAAGAACAUUUGAAAUAUGCUCUUUUUUUAAUGCACUGGUGUCACACUAGGCCUACUUGUAUUUUGAAUAUAUGUUUUGCUAGCUUAAUUUGACAUUUGACACAGCCACACAUCACAUGUACUGUGCAAAGACAAUGUUGUUUCGUCAGUGGUCCACUUAUUGCAAUAUAUAUUUAGCUUGUCUUCAUGUCCUCAUUCUUGUGAGUUGUCGUGGCGACCAACAUUAUGGCAGCAAGCACUCAGCGAAUCUCCCAGUUGCCCUUUCAGCGUAAAUAAACAAACACGUGUGUACUCUAAUUGAUGGUCAUUUCAAACACAGAGACCUCCUCAUGGUUCAGUUUGACAUUCCUGUUAUCUCUCUUGUCUGAGGUGUCUCUUGAGUCACUCCACCCUUUUGGUCACCCCAUCGUAGCCCCACUGUAUUGGUCUGCAGUUUGCACUGCUGUGUUAUCGUCCCUCUGUUUAUGUUUCGGUACUCAGGAACAAUUUAAUGCAACAGUGGUGGAACUGAAAAGAUUGAAAGAGCGAGAGGAACUGAAGGAUAGCACGUGUGUGUGUGAGGGAGACUGUAUCUCCAGGCUGUAGACAGUGCUGUUACUGUGUGUGUAGGGGAGGUGUUUGAGGUGUGCUGCGUCACGCUGAGGUCCUCUUGUUGAAAAAAAAAGAAAACAAACGAUAGCUGUAAAUCAUGCUCUGGAAGUUUAAAAAAGGCAUCUAAGAAUCAAUAUUAAUAAAAAAGAUAUAUACA